Molecule: messenger RNA, 436 nt
Organism: Acaulospora morrowiae
Lineage: Eukaryota; Fungi; Glomeromycota; Glomeromycetes; Diversisporales; Acaulosporaceae
Source: the annotation of a GenBank genome assembly
UAUCUCCAUUUCGUUGAAAAACCCAAAGAAAGUUUGAAAGUCCUUUUAGAUAAAAAAUGGGAACUUGAUACUAAGAAAGUUAAUAAUCUCGAAAAAAAUCUCGCUAGUUUUAUGGAGUGUUCAGGGUCUCAAGCUAUCCCAGAUUGGAUUAAAGAUCAAUCACAGUGUCAGAAAGAUCUAGAAGCUCUCGAAAAAAAAAGGCAAGAAAAACUCAUAGAGGAUAUUGCAGAAUGCGAUGAAGUUUCCCGAAUUAUAAGCGAAAUAGAAUUUUAUCAAACAAAAUUGAAUGGUCAUGAGCACCUGAAGGAAGAUCUACAAAAAGAAAAAAAAAUUCUCCAAAAUAACCGGGAUUAUCUUGAAAGCCAAGUUUCUUUAAUUGCAACUAGCAGCAGAAUUAUGAAGGCUUUUCUCUUCAUGCGGAAUAAUGAUCUUGAAG